AUGGAAGUUGGCAGGAAAAUAAUCGACAUGCUCUGGCUGGAAGAGCAUGGUUUAAAUCUUAAAGAAACUGAGCUGUGCCUUGGCCUGCCUGGUGGAGGUGAAAGUGAGUCCAUCAAGAUUACUGGAAAAAGAGGAUUUUCUGAGACCGUUGAUCUUAAGCUCAACCUUCAACCCAAUGAUUCAGAUUUGGAUCUGACGAAAACCAUGAAAAAUUCAUCCAUGGAAGGUUCCAAUAAUCCAGUCAAACCACCAGCCAAGGCACAAGUGGUGGGAUGGCCACCGGUUCGAUCCUUCCGCAAGAACAUCAUGGCUCAAAAGAACAACGUUAAUGAAGAGUCUGAGAAUUCUAAGGCUUGCACCUUAGCAUUUGUUAAGGUUUCGAUGGAUGGUGCCCCAUAUCUUCGUAAGGUCGACUUGAAAAUGUACAAAAAUUACCAAGAACUCUCAGAUGCCUUGGCCAAAAUGUUCAGUUCCUUUACUAUGGGUAAUUAUGGAGGUGAAGGAAUGAUAGAUUUCAUGAAUAAGAGUAAGUUGAUGGAUCUGUUGAAUAGUUCUGAAUAUGUUCCUACCUAUGAAGAUAAAGACGGGGACUGGAUGCUCGUGGGUGAUGUACCAUGGGAGAUGUUUGUUGAUUCAUGCAAGAGGCUUCGCAUAAUGAAAGGAUCAGAAGCAAUUGGACUUGCCCCAAGAGCCAUGGAAAAAUGCAAGAGCAGAUGCUAA
Molecule: messenger RNA, 720 nt
Organism: Fraxinus pennsylvanica
Lineage: Eukaryota; Viridiplantae; Streptophyta; Magnoliopsida; Lamiales; Oleaceae
Source: the annotation of a GenBank genome assembly